Molecule: messenger RNA, 971 nt
Organism: Meriones unguiculatus (Mongolian gerbil)
Lineage: Eukaryota; Metazoa; Chordata; Mammalia; Rodentia; Muridae
Gene: Alkbh7
Product: alkB homolog 7
Exons: 4
Coding region: 33-698 (221 amino acids)
Biological process (GO): DNA damage response; fatty acid metabolic process
Cellular component (GO): mitochondrial matrix
Source: RefSeq, a predicted model, not a curated record
GUGGCCCGGCUUGCCGCAGUCAUCUCACGAAGAUGGCGGGCAGCGGGAGGCUGGCGCUGCGGGCGUUCUCUGGGUGUGGCUGGGUGCGCGGCUCGGACCCUGCCGUGCUGAGCCGCCUGCGCAGCGAGGCCGUGGUGCUGCCCGGCUUCCUGAGCCAGGCGGAGGAGGACACGCUGACCCGGGAACUGGAGCCCCAACUGAGGCGCCGGCGCUAUGAGUACGACCACUGGGACGCGGCUAUCCACGGCUUCAGGGAGACAGAGAAAUCCCGAUGGUCCGAAGCAAGCCAGGCCAUCCUGCAGCGGGUCCAGGCGGCUGCCUUUGGCCCUGACCAGACCCUGCUAUCCCUGGUCCACGUGUUGGACCUGGAACCUCGAGGCUACAUCAAGCCCCAUGUUGACAGUGUCAAGUUCUGUGGAUCUACCAUCGCCGGUCUUUCGCUGCUGUCCCCAAGCGUUAUGAAGCUGGUGCACACCCAGGAACCUGAGCAGUGGCUGGAACUGUUGCUGGAGCCAGGUUCCCUCUACAUUCUGAGGGGGUCAGCCCGAUACGACUUCUCCCAUGAGAUUCUUCGAGAUGACGAAUCAUUUUUCGGGGAGCGCCGGGUCCCUCGGGGCCGACGCAUCUCAGUGAUUUGCCGCUCCCUCCCUGAGGGGAUGGGGCCAGGAAGGCCAGAGGCGCCACCCCCAGCCUGCUGACCUGUGCGCCUAUUCUCUGGAUAUGUGAAUGAGGUAGGAAAAAAAAAAAAAGAGUAUCAUGGCCACUUUCAUCUACAAGGCUGGGACUCUCAAGAGACGCCGAAGGUGUCAGAACUCACACAGCCUGGUGCUGCCAGGGUGAACUCCAUCACACACACUCCUAAGGCCAUGAGAACAAUUCUUUUAUUGCAAUCACUGCUGAGAGCCAAUCACAAGUCCCUUUGCUUCUUAUCUUUGCCUAUGCAAGUUUCUAAUAAAUGUCACCUGAGCCCA